GUCCUCUUCCAACGCUUCAGAUUCCCCCACUCUGAUUUCUUUCUGUAAUCUUCUCUCUCUCUCUCUCUCUCUCUCUCUCUCUCUAUCGAAUUUACUUCCCAAAAAUGGUAAUGAUUCAAUCGGAUAUACGCUCCGCGCUUCAGAUUGCUUCCACUCUCGGCUGCCUCAAACCCAAUCACCGCUUCGUCUCCCGCCGCGUCGCCGCCUUCCGUCCACCGCCGAGGUUGGCAGUGGCGGCGGGGGCCAAGGUAAGAGCUUUUUCCACCAACGAUACGGAGACUGAGGGCCCCGCCGUAGAGAAGGUUUCGCAUAAGCCGCCCGUGUGCACGGCCGACGAGCUUCAUUACGUAUCUGUACCUAAUUCCGAUUGGAGGCUCGCCCUCUGGCGCUACACUCCUCCCCCUCAGGCUCCUCCGAGGAAUCACCCUCUAUUGCUAUUGUCAGGGGUGGCAACCAAUGCCAUUGGAUACGACCUCUCUCCAGAGUCUUCAUUUGCCCGUUACAUGUGUGGUCAAGGAUUUGACACUUGGAUUCUUGAAGUUAGAGGUGCUGGUUUGAGCAUGCAGGGAUCAGAUUUGAAACAAAUUGAGCAGAAUGCCCAUACAAUAUCUGAACAUAUGGAAGCUACUGCUGAAGCUGCAACUGAUAGAGUUCUUCCUGCGGAACAGCAGUCAACCAAUAUCUUCAGUACAUUGUCAGAAUCUUAUAACUCUGUUGCCAAAGGCAACCCAGCGGGGAUGGCAACAGUUUGGGAUGAAUCAAAACUAGUGACAAAGUUGACGGAAACCUUUAUACGUUUGUCAGAACGACUUUCUGGCUUUCUCAAUGAAAGACAAUCACAAAUUGUGUCUGCAAAUUUUUUUGAUCAAAUAUCACGACUCUUAGAGGACUCUUUUCUAUCUGAACGCUUUGAUGAGAUAAGAGGAAAACUUUCGAGUUUGUUAGAAGCAAGGCAAAAUUCUGCUGUGACUAGCCAAAUCAGGGAGCUGAGUCAAAAGCUUGUGAAUAUUGUUGAAGAGAGUCAACGUUCGGUUUCACCUCAGCUGUACAAUUUGCAAGAGCGUCUUUUCACAACAAUAGAAGAUUUCCAGAAGCAACUUGACUUGAUCGUUAAAUAUGACUGGGACUUUGAUCACUACCUGGAAGAGGACAUUCCUGUGGCGGUGAGUUUUACAUUGCAGAUGGAAUAUAUAAGGGGCCAGUGCAAACCGAAGGAUGGUAAAUUGUUUGCAGUUGGACAUUCCAUGGGAGGUAUCUUGCUGUAUGCUAUGCUGUCACGAUGCGCUUUUGAAGGAAGAGACCCGGGAUUGGCAGCUGUGGUUACAUUGGCAUCAUCACUUGACUAUACCUCUUCAAACUCAUCACUCAAAGUGCUCCUACCGCUUGCUGAUCCUGCUCAGGCUCUCAAUGUUCCGGUUGUUCCUUUUGGGGCAUUACUUGCAGCAGCUUAUCCUCUUUCAUCUCGCCCCCCUUAUGUCUUGUCUUGGCUUAAUCAUCUGAUAUCAGCAGAGGACAUGAUGCAUCCGGAGUUGCUAAGGAAGCUUGUUCUGAAUAACUUUUGUACUGUUCCUGCUAAAUUAAUCUUACAGCUGACAACAGCUUUUAGAGAGGGUGGGCUCAGUAAUAGAACUGGUACAUUUUUCUUCAAGGAAUAUCUACAUAAAAGCGAAGUUCCUGUCUUAGCCAUUGCUGCAGAUCGGGACCUGAUUUGCCCACCAGAAGCUGUCUACGAAACUGCAAGGCUAGUCCCUGAGCAUUUGGUCACCUAUAAAGUAUUUGGAGAACCCGAAGGUCCCCAUUAUGCUCAUUAUGACUUGGUGGGAGGACGAUUGGCUGUGGAGCAAGUAUAUCCCUGUAUAGUAUUAUUUCUGAGUCAGUAUGACUAAGAUCAUAAUUAUGGAGCCCAUGAGAUAUGUUCUACCAAAGUUCACUAGGGCUGCAUUCCCCAUCUGAAGCUGGAAAGAGGGUUGUCAAAUGUGUUAUAUUUCCAUCACUUGUCUAUGCUGGGAAGCUUUGCUGGAUGAAGGUUCCCCUAUGGAAAUUAAGGCCCCAAAAACCUGACGGGAACCUUGUUCCGUGUGGCUCGGCUUUGUUUUUAUUCACAUCAUCUUUUGUGUGUAUCCAUUUAACGAUUUCUUUUUGUAUAUCUGUUUUUCUUUUUCUUUUUUUAUCCUCUUUUUUUUUUUACGGGUGGGGAAUAUUCGGAGGAAAGGAAGAUUGGCAUAUGCGGAAUAGAAUCAAGAGAAUACAGGCACAGUUACUCGUGAAUUUGGCAACGGAUCAAGGUCAAUCAGGCAAUAAUAUUUCAUGUGAAGAAUUUUGCCUCGUCAUUUUCUUGAUGGCUAAUUCUUGAAUUAGUUGGCCAAGACAAGUCCCCAGUGCAAAGCAUUGAAGGUACAGGUUACAGAGACUCUCAUUAGUUUCACCUUGUAAGGACAAAACAUCCUCUGUAUGCAUUCACAUGUAUGUCACAGUGUUACACAUGCAAAAGAUCAAAACAAGGAUCAGACAGAUGAACUAUGAUUCUACCAUUUAUGGUUGAUUACAGUGUCUUAGAUGUGCAGCUCUUGGCAUUCUUUUAUUGACACAAAGGACAGGGGUCCAUGUAUUGAUUUCCAAGGACCAAGUACUUUGUUUUUUAUUGCUUAACUUCUGAUGGUACUUGUGUAAAUUAUCUUUCUAAUCA
Rhododendron vialii is the source of this 2686-nucleotide messenger RNA. RefSeq lists its product as uncharacterized. The record is from RefSeq and is a predicted model, not a curated record. The transcript is spliced from 10 exons. NCBI's taxonomy places the organism in Eukaryota, Viridiplantae, Streptophyta, Magnoliopsida, Ericales, Ericaceae. The coding region runs from base 105 to 1886 and encodes 593 amino acids.